Messenger RNA from Rhea pennata, 3228 nucleotides. It is a transcript of the gene MAPDA, whose product is annotated as adenosine deaminase like. Gene Ontology annotation, biological process: adenosine catabolic process; inosine biosynthetic process. NCBI's taxonomy places the organism in Eukaryota, Metazoa, Chordata, Aves, Rheiformes, Rheidae. The record is from RefSeq and is a predicted model, not a curated record. The transcript is spliced from 10 exons. The coding region runs from base 20 to 1081 and encodes 353 amino acids. Gene Ontology annotation, molecular function: adenosine deaminase activity.
CGCCACCACAGGCGCCGUCAUGGCGGCGGGCGCGGAGCGGCAGCGGGAGCUGCGCUUCUACCGGGAGCUGCCCAAAGUGGAACUUCAUGCUCAUUUGAACGGCUGUAUCAGCUCUGCCACUAUGAAGAAGCUUAUGGCCCAGAAACCGUACCUUCAGAUCCAGAACGGGAUGACUGUGAUCGACAAAGAAAAUAAGAGGACGCUAGAGGAAUGUUUUCAGAUGUUUCAGAUAAUCUAUCAGAUUACCACCAGAACUGAAGAUAUUUUACUGAUAACUAAAGAUGUUAUUAAAGAAUUUGCUGAUGAUGGUGUCAAGUACCUGGAAUUGAGGAGCACUCCUAGAGAAGAAAAGGCCACAGGUAUGACCAAAAGGAUGUAUGUUGAGGCUGUACUUGAAGGUAUAAAGCAGUGUAAAGAAGAAGGCUUGGAUAUAGAUGUAAGACUAUUAAUAGCAAUUAAUAGAAGAGGUGGCCCUGCAGUUGCUAGGGAGACUGUUAAACUUGCUGAAGAGUUCCUUCUUUCCACUGAUGGGGUUGUAGUAGGACUUGACCUCAGUGGUGAUCCCACUGCAGGACAUGGUCAAGAUUUUUUGGAACCCCUCUCAGAAGCGAAAAAGGCAGGUCUUAAGCUGGCAUUGCACCUUUCAGAGAUUCCAAAUCAAGAAGAGGAGACCAAAAUUCUUCUUGGCCUGCCUCCUGACAGAAUUGGACAUGGAACAUUCCUCAACUCUGCAACAACAGGUUCAGAAGAAUUAGUGCCACUUGUUAGACAGAACCAUAUACCUAUUGAAUUGUGCAUGACAUCAAACAUCAAAACUCAGACAGUGCCUUCCUGUGACAAACACCAUUUUGGAUACUGGUACAACAUAGGUCACCCUGCAGUGCUUUGCACUGAUGAUAAAGGCGUCUUUGCAACAGACCUAUCUCAGGAAUACGAGCUGGUUGCAAAAACUUUUAAUCUGACUCGAUCACAGAUGUGGGAUCUUUCCUAUGAAUCAAUCGACUAUAUCUUUGCUUCAAGUGUGGUAAAAUCAAAGCUAAAAGAACAAUGGUGUAAACUGAAGCCAACUCUAUUUAAUUAAUCAAAAUAUUGUUCUAAAUAUCUUGGAUGUAUUAGUUUAGUUAAUAAGCAUUCUUUACUGAAGUACCUGGAUUUGGCCUUUUUCAGAUCUCAGGGUUAUGAAUCCAGUCCUGAAACUGUGCCUGUGCAAAAUCAAGAAUGUAGGAAAGCAUCAUUGAUUAAUGAGGAUAGAAGCAAAAGUCCUUCCAGAUAAUCCAUUUGUGUGGAAGGGUUUUCAGUCAGUGACUAAAAUUCUAGAUGUGUCAUCAUGUAGUUUUUCUCUAGUUGUUACAAUAUGAUUUUUUAAAAUUACUCUGUUGAAAUAUGUGAUCAUAUUACAAACAGUUCAGUAUUGGAACGAAAUAAAGGCAUGAUCUGAGGGAUAAAAACAAAUCUGUUGGCAACAAUACACCAAGUGGUUUGGAUACUUGGUAUGUGUGUGUGAGAUCUGUUUUGCUUUGUUUUUAAACAUGUUUUGAGCAGUUGAGUGAAUGUGAGGACAGAGACAACCUCAGGGAGAAUGAAAUAUUUUUCUCAAUGGAAUUAAAUACUGCAUUUGUUUCUGCUGAUGUAUAUGUGUGACUGAAACCUGCUGAGGAUUGUUCAGUGUAUGUGGUGGUACCUAUCAAUACACUUAGUAUCCAUAGUAUCUUGUAGGGCCUCCAUACUAUAUUUAUACUAUAUAAAGAUAAGAAUCUUAAACAUGUAGCAGAUUGUGAUAUGUUCAGAGGAAAGGGUGUUGUUCUUUAGAAGCUUUUUAGAAUUUCUAAUUUAUUUCUUUUAAAAAGCAAUAAAAAUAACUUGAACCUGCAUGCUUUUGAAACUGGUACUUCUAGUGUGCAUGUAUGUGUGGUAUUUAUUGAACAGAACAACAUAUAAAUGAGAUUUCUGGUGUGUGUGUGGUAUUUAUUUAAUAGAAGCAUAUAUAACCUGCUUCAGAAUUCGUUAAUAGUCAGCUUUGAGAGGUAUACUUAUUUUCUUCUGAAUUUUGUUCUGACAGCAGAGGGAGUUCCUUAGUUCAGGCAGUGAAAGGUACAUAGGGUGAGUGUGUAUGCGUGUGCAUGUUUGUAGAUAUGUUUUAUCUACUACUGUGCAGAACCACCACCACCACUUUCCCCCAGAGAGAUUGUUGUUUUGGGGAAAGCUCAGCCAUUAUUAGAAACUUCUAUUAGUAACUUUCUGUUACUUCAGAAAAUCGUAUCUGAAUUUGAGAGGGUUGAAGUAUAAAGUGACCAGUCAUGUUUUUUUGCAGUUCUAGCAAAGCCAGAAAGCACUGAGUGGGUGUUCUGAAGGCAGAAAAUCAGUCUAUUUGAAUGAGAGGAUUACCGGUCUGUUGCAAGUUUCCUUAAUGAAAUUGUCAGUGUUGUUGACUUUGCUGAAGAAAUUAGGAACAUGGGCUGCGUGUUGCCCUGACAGAAUUCACUGUCAGUUCUGUUUAAUCUUUACAUAAACUUCUUAGUGAGAAGGGGCUAUUUUGCAGAAGCCUUGGGUAGUUAAUACAGUGUCUUCAAAUAUUUGUGAGGUGUCCAAACUCAGCUUGUCAAAUCAUAGCAUUGCUGCUUGUUGUAUCUCAGGACAACUAGAUAGCAUGGCUGAUCCAGUUGAAGAAUAUUUCUGAGGAUAAAGCCUUGAGUAUUAGCUUGAAUAGAAAUGUAUUUUAAUCUAAAACAAUUAAAUGAUUAUCAAUAUCCAUUUACAUAGGCAUAUCUUAAGAUUAUUUGAAUACAAAUACCAGCUUCGAUAAAGAUUAAUGUAGUAGUAAUCUAUCAGAAGUGUGAAUUAAUUACUAAAUUGGAAGAUAGCACUGGCCAAUCACACAUGAAAUUAGAAUAUGUUAAAACAGCAAGUCAGUUUAUCACAGCUCAGUAUUUGCAGAGAUAAUAUUUUCUUUUCCUUCUUGUGUUUUUUUUUUCUUUUUUUAAAGAAGUUGACUUCUGUAACAGUUGAGAAAUUGACUGGAAAGUUAAAAAAAAUUCCUCCAUUUUGUUAAUACGUGCUGUGCUUGAGAAACAGAGCUGGUACAUUUGUAUCUUGGAUGAAAUAAUUCUGUUCCCUAAGUAUGGAUAAUAAGUAUGGAUAGUGUUUGUCUUUUGUAAUAAUCUUGUUUUAAAUGCAAAAAGAAUGUUUAGAUAACUUUUUCUUAUUAAUCUGAGUUAUUUGAUAUAGCUU